CCUGGAGCCGACCCGGGCUGAAAUGGGCCGGGUGCUUGAACCGACUUUAUCCCUUUCUUACCGGCCGACGACGGCUGAAACGAAUCGAAUUCCUUCAGCUUCAUUUUACUUGACGCAGCAGCGCUCUUCCAGUCCACGACCAAGGCAUUGUGGCCGGCCCAAACGGCGAGAAUGGCAGCUCCCGUAACUUCAGCAUCUCGUCUUUGGCGCCUCCGUGUAGCUGCACUUGAACUCCAACGAAGCUUUGUCGAUGACGUAAGAGAGCCCAUCUUCGCUGAGCUUGACUUUAGCUAUCUGGUUGACAGGAUGGGGCUGUGCGGAGACCUUCGCGACCCGACGAAAAGUAGGUUCUUGAGCGGUCUUAGGGUCUUUGUGUUUGGAGUAUUUGGAUCUUUGGCCAAGUAUCCACAAAAUUGAGGGCGAAGACGACGUCCCCACAGACCUGAAAUUGCUCCUGCAUUCAGUCCGGCGAGAGCACGACAUUCGGGUAGUAAGGGUCGACCAUGUUCACAAUGGAAUUGAAUCGUCUGCGCGGCGGAUAGCAUCCUCAAAUUCCUAUAGCGAGCGCCGCUGCUCCUCGAACUUUCGAUCAUUCGCGUUGUUCAACCGAGAGAAGCAGAGCUCUGUAGGAAGGCGGUGAUGGGGCCGUCUUUUCGUUCAGUAGGAAAGAGGUUCGAGGAAAUCACAAACGACAAAAAGGGAAACUCAGAAUGGAAGAAGUAGCUAGAGGAAAAGAGGAAUUUGGAGAUGGGUAUGUAGAAGAAGAUGAACCGCAGGCGGGACGAUAGAUCUUCUUCGGUUUCUUCCAUUUCCCCCCCUCCUUCGAGAGACAGAGACAGAGCUUAGAGGUUUUUUGUUCUCCUCCUCUUCCUCUAUUGAUAUUCGGCUUUAAUAUAUCGGAUUCUUGAAC
This is a messenger RNA of Linum trigynum, 910 nucleotides long. NCBI's taxonomy places the organism in Eukaryota, Viridiplantae, Streptophyta, Magnoliopsida, Malpighiales, Linaceae. The record is from the annotation of a GenBank genome assembly.